Molecule: messenger RNA, 1506 nt
Organism: Closterium sp. NIES-65
Lineage: Eukaryota; Viridiplantae; Streptophyta; Zygnematophyceae; Desmidiales; Closteriaceae
Source: the annotation of a GenBank genome assembly
AUGAUCUUAGGCGCCUUAGAACGCGCCCUUGCCUCUACCGAGUCCUCCUUUCUGACGCGAGUUAAAGACGUCUCUAAAGACCAGCCGGAGUACGCGGUAGGAGGGGCGUCUUUAGUUGCUGCUAUAGUCACAGCCACGGAUGUUUAUGUGAUAAAUUUGGGGGAUAGUAGGGCUGUGAUUGUACGGGGGGAAGAGGUGGGGAGGGGAUGGCGGGGGGUGUUGAGGAAGGGGGCGGGAGUGGGAGGGGGAGGGAGUGCUAGCCUUGUGAGCGGAAGGAGGAGAAGCGGGGAAGGGGGACGUGGGCGAGGGGGAAGUGGGGGAUGGGGGAGUGGUGGAAGAGGGGAGGGAGAGGGGAGUGGUAGCAGCAAAGGGAGUAGCAGAAGAGAGAAAGUGGGGGAAACGGGGGAUAUAUGGGAGAAGGGGGAGAAGUGGGAGAGGGGUGAGAUUAGUGGGGCUGUUGGGGCAAUGGAAAGUGCGGGAAGCAGGGGUGCAGGAGGAGGGGAAGCAGGAGGAGGGGAGAAGGGAGGAGGCAGAGGAGGGGGAGUGUGGAGGUGGAAGGCAGAGAGACUGACAGUGGACCAUAACACGAGCAAUGCUGCUGAGGUGCGGCGGGUGCAGCAGGCACAUGCAGACAGUGACGUCAUCAGGAGGGGGCGUCUAAAGGGCAAGAUCAAGCUCACACGCGCCUUUGGUGCAGCGUACCUCAAGGACGUGAGUGCUUACCUCAAGGACGUGAGUGCUUACCUCAAGGACGUGAGUGCUUACCUCAAGGACGUGAGUGCUUACCUCAAGGACGUGAGUGCGUACCUCAAGGACGUGAGUGCUUACCUCAAGGACGUGAGUGCUUACCUCAAGGACGUGAGUGCUUACCUCAAGGACGUGAGUGCUUACCUCAAGGACGUGAGUGCUUACCUCAAGGACGUGAGUGCUUACCUCAAGGACGUGAGUGCGUACCUCAAGGACGUGAGUGCUUACCUCAAGGACGUGAGUGCUUACCUCAAGGACGUGAGUGCUUACCUCAAGGACGUGAGUGCUUACCUCAAGGACGUGAGUGCUUACCUCAAGGACGUGAGUGCUUACCUCAAGGACGUGAGUGCUUACCUCAAGGACGUGAGUGCUUACCUCAAGGACGUGAGUGCUUACCUCAAGGACGUGAGUGCUUACCUCAAGGACGUGAGUGCUUACCUCAAGGACGUGAGUGCUUACCUCAAGGACGUGAGUGCUUACCUCAAGGACGUGAGUGCUUACCUCAAGGACGUGAGUGCUUACCUCAAGGACGUGAGUGCUUACCUCAAGGACGUGAGUGCUUACCUCAAGGAAGUGAGUGCUUACCUCAAGGACGUGAGUGCUUACCUCAAGGACGUGAGUGCUUACCUCAAGGACGUGAGUGCUUACCUCAAGGACGUGAGUGCUUACCUCAAGGACGGGUGGGGGAAGAGAGAGGACGUGGGGGAGGAGGUGCAGGAGCAGCAGGAGGAGCAGGGGCGGCAGGGGCAGCAAGAGUAA